Molecule: messenger RNA, 2308 nt
Organism: Theobroma cacao (cacao)
Lineage: Eukaryota; Viridiplantae; Streptophyta; Magnoliopsida; Malvales; Malvaceae
Product: S-adenosyl-L-methionine-dependent methyltransferases superfamily protein
Cellular component (GO): endosome; cytoplasm; trans-Golgi network
Molecular function (GO): methyltransferase activity
Source: RefSeq, a predicted model, not a curated record
UUCGAAGUGUAAACAGACGCGCUCCCUACCCCAUUCUGUUUGAGCCAUUCUCACGAGCCAGGCGCGUGACGUCUGCCCCCAAAAUCCCCCUCGAAAACUUCAGUCGUCACCCUAUAUAGCUAUAUAUAUGUACACGCACCCCGCUGCGUGAUACGAACUCUUCCUCUAUUUCUCUUUUGAGUCUUUUCUUCCGUCGUUUUUUCUUCUUCAACUCGUCAAUGGCCGUCAUGGCUUGGUUUCCAACAAGACUAUCUCACAUCACAUCAUUCAAUGCCAAAAAGCCCAGCCUUUAUUACUACACUCUCGUAGCAAUUCUUUGUACAACUUUUUACCUUAUUGGGAUAUGGAAACACUCAGUAGGCCUCAUCCCCAACUCCGCCGCCGCCGACGGUUAUCUAACCGACGUCCCCUGCUCUUCCCUCCACUCCACUAUCGAACUCGACUUCUUGCCCCACCACCUCCCUCCUGACCCACCUCCCGCGGCGGCGCGUGUUCUUCACCUACCUCCGUGUGACCUUUCCUUCUCUGAACACACCCCAUGCGAGGACGUUAAAAGAUCGUUGAAGUUCGACAGGGGCAUGCUUGUAUACAGGGAGAGACACUGCCCUGAAAAGAACGAGUUGUUGAAGUGUCGAGUCCCGGCCCCGUACGGUUACAAGGUCCCGUUUAGGUGGCCCCGGAGUAGGGAGUUUGCAUGGUUCGCUAACGUGCCGCACAAAGAGUUGACCGUCGAGAAAAAGAACCAGAAUUGGGUUAAGGUCGAAGGGGAGCUGUUCAGGUUCCCUGGCGGAGGCACCAUGUUCCCGCGUGGCGCUGAUGCUUAUAUCGACGAUAUCGACAAGUUGAUCAAUCUCAAAGAUGGUUCAAUAAGGACCGCCAUUGAUACCGGUUGCGGGGUUGCGAGUUGGGGAGCUUACCUUUUAUCCAGGAACAUCCUAGCGGUGUCUUUUGCACCAAGAGACACCCAUGAAGCUCAGGUGCAGUUUGCUCUUGAAAGAGGAGUGCCUGCGUUGAUCGGAGUUCUUGCCUCCAUUAGGCUCCCAUACCCGUCAAGAGCUUUCGACAUGGCUCAUUGCUCUCGAUGCCUCAUCCCUUGGGGCCAGUAUGAUGGGCUUUACUUAAUUGAAGUUGAUAGAAUUCUACGUCCUGGUGGUUAUUGGAUUCUAUCUGGACCACCAAUUAACUGGGAAAAUCAUUGGAAAGGUUGGAAUAGGACACGGGAUAACCUGAGAGCAGAACAAAACCUGAUCGAGACUGUGGCUAAAAGCCUCUGCUGGAAAAAGCUUGUACAGAAGGAUGACCUUGCCAUUUGGCAAAAACCCACUAAUCAUAUCCAUUGUAGAGCUAACAGGAAGGUUUUCAAGCAGCCACGCUUUUGCCAGACUCAAAAUCCUGACAUGGCAUGGUACACAAAAUUAGAGACUUGUUUAACCCCACUGCCUGAAGUAUCCAAUAUUAAGGAAAUAGCUGGUGGGCAAUUAGCAAAAUGGCCCGAGAGGCUGAAUGCAAUCCCUCCAAGGAUCAGCAGCGGACGCUUGACAGGAAUCACAGAAAAAAUGUUUGUAGAAAACACAGAGCUAUGGAAGAAGAGGGUAGAAUAUUACAAGAGAGUAGACCAUCAGCUGGCGGAGACAGGGAGGUACCGGAACUUGUUGGAUAUGAAUGCUCAUCUGGGAGGCUUCGCCGCAGCUCUUGUCGAUGAUCCUGUCUGGACCAUGAACGUUGUCCCCAUCGAGGCUGAGAUCAACACUCUUGGAGCCGUCUAUGAACGUGGAUUGAUCGGAACAUAUCAAAGCUGGUGCGAGGCAAUGUCUACUUAUCCCAGGACUUACGAUUUCAUUCACGCUGAUUCUAUCUUCAGCCUCUACCAAGACAGAUGUGAAAUGGAGGAUAUACUUCUAGAAAUGGAUAGAAUUUUACGACCGGAAGGCAGUGUGAUCAUCAGAGACGACGUGGAUGUCUUGGUGAAGGUCAAGAACAUCAUAGAUGUUAUGCAAUGGGAUGGCAGAAUUGUAGACCAUGAGGACGGACCCCAUGAGAGAGAGAAGAUUCUUUUCGCAGUUAAGCAAUAUUGGACCGCACCUGCACCUGAACAAAGCCAACAAGGAAUUAAAACAAUUUCAUAGAGAUAAUUGUUGCUAUUUUUGGAGUUUAUACCUCAUUUUUUUCCCUACAGCAACAUGUCGGUUGAAUAGAUUAAUUUUUACAUAAAAAUUUUAUGGCUAUAAUUAGAUAUGUGAUAGUUUUCCAUUGUUUAAGGUGUGCGACGGGUGGUUCUUGUGGAUAAAUAUAUAUAUCCUUUGGUUUA